Molecule: messenger RNA, 609 nt
Organism: Spirometra erinaceieuropaei
Lineage: Eukaryota; Metazoa; Platyhelminthes; Cestoda; Diphyllobothriidea; Diphyllobothriidae
Source: the annotation of a GenBank genome assembly
AUGAUCUUCGCCGCCCGUCAACUUCAGGAGAAGUGCCAGGAGAUGCGGACCCACCUGUACUCUACCUUCGUGGACCUGACGAAAGCCUUCGACACGGUGAAUCGUGAAGGACUGUGGAAGAUCAUGCAGAAAUUCGGCUGUACGGAACGAUUCAUUCAGAUGGGGCGUCAGCUGCACGACGGUAUGAUGGCGCGAGUCACGGACAACGGAGCUGUCUCAGAGGCAUUUUCUGUGACCAACGGAGUGAAGAAGGGAUGCGUGCUGGCGCCUACCCGCUUCAGUCUUAUGUUUUAUGCCCUGUUGAUGGGCACCUAUCGCGACGAAUGCCCCGGGAUCCGCAUCGCCACCGCACGGCCACCUUCCGAAUCAACGGCGGAUGUACUUCCAAUCUCGAGUAUCCACAACUGUAGUUCACGAACUUCUCUUCGCCGACGGCUGCUCCCUGAACACCACCUCGGAAGAGGAGAUGCAACGGAGCAUGGACCUGUUCUCCGCCGCCUGCGAGAACUUCGGACUGGUCAUCAACAUGCAGAAGACGUUGGUGAUGCAUCAACCACCACCCAACUCAGCCACACCCCCCAACGCGCCGCCGCCGCAAAUGCAGCGUGA